AUUCACAACGAGGCACAACUAUCAUUCAUUCGCUUGGAAUUUGAGGAUUGUUUUCGUUGAUAUUUUACUUGAAUGCUUGUCCAUCUUUCUGACGGAUUUUACAAGACUGCUGUUUCUGUUUGCCGAGAUAAUUUCAAACAAUGAGACGGCAAGUACUGGUGUUCAUUUCGAUCCUCUCUCUUAGUUCAGUCUUCGGCCAAGUCAGUUACUCUAUUUCGGAGGAAAUGGCGAAAGGCUCUUUGGUUGGUAAUAUAGUUCUGGAUUUAGGUUUAGACGUUAAACGGCUGAGGUUGGGUAACGCUCGUGUUUACUCUGGUGAUAGCAGAGAAUACAUCGAGCUGAACAGCGAAAGAGGAGUCCUCCUUAUUAAAGAGAGAAUAGACAGAGAGGCGUUGUGCGGUGAUACGACUCCGUGUGCUGUGCAUUUUCAGAUUGUGUUAGAGAAUCCUAUGGAAUUUUACAGCGUAACGGUUGAAAUUACAGAUAUUAACGACAAUGCACCAACCUUCGAAAAAAGCGAAAUUAAAUUCAUAAUUAGCGAGUCGGCAGUUGUUGGGUCCAAAUUUGAUUUAGAAAGAGCAGUUGAUUUGGAUGUAGGUAUAAACAGUCUCCAAAGUUACGUACUUAAGCCAAGUGAUAAUUUUUUACUUAAACUGCACAACCAAGCCGAUGGGACAAAGAAUGUUGAGAUGGUCUUACAAAAACCUCUGGACAGAGAGAAAAAUGAGUUCAUUUCUUUGGCGUUGACGGCUUUAGAUGGAGGAGAGCCACAGAUGUCAGGAACAAUGCAGAUUAUCAUCACAGUGUUAGACGUCAAUGACAAUGCACCUGUUUUUACACAGCCGAUAUACAAAGGCACUGUCGCUGAAAAUGCUGCAAAAGGCACGAUCGUGACCACUGUCAGUGCGUCAGAUGCUGAUCACGGAUUAAAUGGUAAAAUAACAUAUUCAAUCACAAACACGUUAGAUGACGUCAGACAUAUGUUUGAUGUAAAUGACGAUAGUGGUGAGGUUAGGUUAACUGGACAUUUGGAUUAUGAAAAGAAACGAACUUUUCAGAUAAAUGUACGCGCAAGAGAUAACGGGGGGUUAACGGAUUCUUGUAAAGUUAUUGUCGAUGUCGUCGAUAUAAAUGACAAUGAACCAACGAUUAAAAUAAUGUCUAAAUCAGCUAUCAUAUCAGAGAAUGCAAACCUUAACACAGUCGUUACAAUGAUUAACAUACAAGACCCAGACUCAGGUGAAAAUGGUAAAGUUCAGUGUUUUAUAAAUGACAAUAUUCCUUUCGUUUUGAUAUCGACAUCAAAUAAUUUCUAUAGUUUAGUGACAGACAGUGAUCUGGACAGAGAGAGAGCCUCUGAGUAUAACAUAACUGUGACCUGCUCUGAUGAGGGAGUGCCCUCCCUCUCCAGCAGCGUCACUCUCACCUUACAGAUCUCUGAUGUGAAUGAUAACGCGCCUGUCUUUGAGAGGAGCUCAUAUGAGGCCUACAUUGUAGAAAACAACACACCAGGUCUCUCCAUAUUCACAGUGAAAGCCAGAGACGCUGACUGGAACCAGAAUGCCCGUGUUUCUUACAUACUGGAGGACUCCUCUGUUAACGGAGUGCCAGUCUCCUCAUAUGUGUCCGUUAGUGCUGAUAGUGGAGUCAUCCAUGCUGUGCGCUCUUUUGACUACGAGCAGAUCAAAGACUUCCACUUCCGCGUCAAAGCGCAGGAUAGAGGCUCUCCUCCACUCAGUAGCAAUGUGACUGUGAAAAUACUGAUCCAGGACCAGAACGACAACCCUCCUCAGGUUCUGUACCCAGUCCAGACUGGUGGCUCUCUGGUGGCUGAAAUGGUGCCUCGUUCAGCAGAUGUGGGCUAUCUGGUCACUAAAGUGGUGGCUGUUGAUGUGGACUCUGGACAGAAUGCCUGGCUCUCCUAUAAACUGCAGAAAGCCACAGACAGGGCGCUGUUUGAAGUGGGCUUACAGAAUGGAGAAAUAAGAACUAUCCGCCAAGUCACUGAUAAAGAUGCUGUGAAACAAAGACUGACUGUUAUAGUGGAGGACAACGGGCAGCCCUCUCGUUCAGCUACAGUCAUUGUUAACGUGGCGGUGGCGGACAGCUUCCCUGAAGUGCUGUCUGAGUUCACUGACUUUACACACGACAAGGAGUACAAUGACAACCUGACUUUUUACUUAGUGUUGGCUUUGGCUGUAGUUUCCUUCCUCUUCAUCACGUGUUUAGUGGUUAUUAUAUCAGUGAAAAUCUACAGAUGGAGACAGUCUCGCAUCCUGUAUCACUCCAAUCUCCCUGUGAUUCCAUAUUAUCCACCACGUUAUUCAGACACUUUGGGGACAGGGACUCUCCAACACGUGUACAAUUACGAGGUGUGCAGGACGACUGACUCCAGAAAGAGUGACUGUAAGUUUGGCAGAGCUGGUAGUCAGAACGUGCUGAUAAUGGACCCCAGUUCUACAGGGACGAUGCAGCGGAUACAGAGUGAGAAGAGCAUCCUGGAUGAACCAGACUCUCCUCUAGAGUGAAAGCCAGAGACGCUGACUGGAACCAGAAUGCCCGUGUUUCUUACAUACUGGAGGACUCCUCUGUUAACGGAGUGCCAG
This is a messenger RNA of Perca flavescens (yellow perch), 2606 nucleotides long. Its product is annotated as protocadherin beta-16-like. The record is from RefSeq and is a predicted model, not a curated record. Gene Ontology annotation, molecular function: calcium ion binding. Gene Ontology annotation, cellular component: plasma membrane. The coding region runs from base 141 to 2528 and encodes 795 amino acids. Lineage: Eukaryota; Metazoa; Chordata; Actinopteri; Perciformes; Percidae. Gene Ontology annotation, biological process: homophilic cell-cell adhesion. The transcript has 2 exons.